CACCACUGAUCCCUACAUACAGCUGAGGAGAUCCCACCACCGAUCCCUACAUACGGCUGAGAAGAUCCCACCACCGAUCCCUACAUACAGCUGAGGAGAUCCCACCACCGAUCCCUACAUACAGCUGAGGAGAUCCCACCACUGAUCCCUUCAUACGGCUGAGGACUGGAGAUUCCACCACUGAUCCCUACAUACGGCUGAGGAGAUCCCACCACCGAUCCCUACAUACAGCUGAGGAGAUCCCACCACUGAUCCCUACAUACAGCUGAGGAGAUCCCACCACCAAUCCCUACAUACAGCUGAGGAGAUCCCACCACUGAUCCCUACAUACGGCUGAGGACUGGAGAUUCCACCACUGAUCCCUACAUACGGCUGAGGAGAUCCCACCACCGAUCCCUACAUACAGCUGAGGAGAUCCCACCACCGAUCCCUACAUACAGCUGAGGAGAUCCCACCACCGAUCCCUACAUACAGCUGAGGAGAUCCCACCACUGAUACCUACAUACGGCUGAGGAGAUCCCACCACUGAUCCCUACAUACAGCUGAGAAGAUCCCACCACUGAUCCCUACAUACGGCUGAGGAGAUCCCACCACUGAUCCCUACAUACGGCUGAGGAGAUCCCACCACUGAUCCCUACAUAUGGCUGAGGAGAUCCCACCACCGAUCCCUACAUACGGCUGAGGAAAUCCCACCUCUGAUCCCUACAUACAGCUGAGGAGAUCCCACCACUGAUCCCUACAUAUGGCUGAGGAGAUCCCACCACUGAUCCCUACAUACGGCUGAGGAGAUCCCACCACUGAUCCCUACAAACGGCUGAGGAGAUCCCACCACUGAUCCCUACAUACGGCUGAGGAGAUCCCACCACUGAUCCCUACAUACGGCUGAGGAGAUCCCACCUCUGAUCCCUACAUACGGCUGAGGAGAUCCCACCACUGAUCCCUACAUACGGCUGAGGAGAUCCAACCACCGAUCCCUACAUACAGCUGAGAAGAUCCCACCACUGAUCCCUACAUACGGCUGAGAAGAUCCCACCACUGAUCCCUACAUACAGCUGAGGAGAUCCCACCACCGAUCCCUACAUACAGCUGAGGAGAUCCCACCACCAAUCCCUACAUACAGCUGAGGAGAUCCCACCAUUGAUCCCUACAUACGGCUGAGGACUGGAGAUUCCACCACUGAUCCCUACAUACGGCUGAGGAGAUCCCACCACCGAUCCCUACAUACAGCUGAGGAGAUCCCACCACCGAUCCCUACAUACGGCUGAGGAGAUCCCACCACUGAUCCCUACAUACGGCUGAGGAGAUCCCACCACUGAUCCCUACAUACAGCUGAGGAGAUUCCACCACUGAUCCCUACAUACGGCUGAGGAGAUCCCACCACUGAUCCCUACAUACGGCUGAGGAGAUCCCACCACCGAUCCCUACAUACAGCUGAGGAGAUCCCACCACCAAUCCCUACAUACAGCUGAGGAGAUCCCACCACUGAUCCCUACAUACGGCUGAGGAGAUCCCACCACCGAUCCCUACAUACGGCUGAGGAGAUCCCCAGCCUGGCAGGACGCCCCAUCUUCAUUGUGUGAGGCUGCCGCUCAGGAUUCGGGGACAUGUACCAGGGCUACGACUCCUCCAGCUCCUCUCCCUCCGCUGAGUCUCAGUACCUCUCAUCUGUGGAUUCUUUUGGGAGCCCCACAGCCGCCCUUCCGCAGGAAUGUGUGGCCCUGUGUGAUGUCCCCUCCUCCUUUGUCCCCACUGUCACUGCCAUCACCAGUAGUCAGGACCUCCAGUGGCUGGUUACUCCUGCCCUUAUCUCUUCCAUGGCUCAGUCCCAACCAACACCAGGACCAUCUAUUGACCCCUAUGACCUGCCAGGCCCCAGCUAUGCCUCCCCCUCUGGGUCAUCGUAUGGCACUGCUCAGCCCGCUGCUUCUUCUUCAGGACAGGAGGAAACUCGCCCUACAAGACCCAGGAAAAGACCUAGAGAAGAAUCACUGACCCCUGAGGAAGAGGAGAAGAGGAGAGUCAGACGAGAAAGGAACAAACUGGCUGCUGCCAAAUGCAGGAACAGGAGACGUGAACUGACCGACAGAUUGCAGAAUGAGACAGACCUACUGGAGGAAGAGAAGUGCGGCCUGGAGGCAGAGAUUGAUGAGCUGCGCAGACAGAAGGAACAGCUGGAAUUUGCUCUUCUCUCCCACCGAUCAGGAUGCAAACUGCCCUAUGAGCACCCUGAGCUGCCCAUCACUGAGCCAGCCGCAUCCUCCUUUCCCCAUGGCGGACUACUGCCUUCAUAUGCCCCCCAGCCGGAGGUAUCAUUCUCAGUCUGUUUACCCCCACUCCCGGACUCAGACUGUACCACCAGCGCUGGAUCUUACACGUCUUCAUUUGUGUUCACCUCCCCAGAGGGAGGAGCCUGUGGAAGCCGGUACCAGCGCAGCAGCGGAAGUGACCGCUCCUCCUCCGACUCGCUCAGCUCCCCCUCACUCCUGGCCCUCUGAUACGUACCCUCCCCCUCGCUCCCGGCCCUCUGAGACGUAAGCUGGCCCUGUGAGACGUAAGCUCCUCCUCACUCCCGGCCCUCUGAGACGUAAGCUGCUCCUCGCUCCCGGCCCUCUGAGACGUAAGCUCCUCCUCACUCCCGGCCCUCUGAGACUUAAGCUCCUCCUCGCUCCCGGCCCUCUGAGACGUAAGCUGCUCCUCGC
Bufo bufo (common toad) is the source of this 2699-nucleotide messenger RNA. It is a transcript of the gene FOSB, whose product is annotated as FosB proto-oncogene, AP-1 transcription factor subunit. Gene Ontology annotation, biological process: regulation of transcription by RNA polymerase II. Bases 1605 to 2495 code for a protein of 296 amino acids. Lineage: Eukaryota; Metazoa; Chordata; Amphibia; Anura; Bufonidae. Gene Ontology annotation, cellular component: nucleus. Gene Ontology annotation, molecular function: DNA-binding transcription factor activity, RNA polymerase II-specific; RNA polymerase II cis-regulatory region sequence-specific DNA binding. The record is from RefSeq and is a predicted model, not a curated record. The transcript is spliced from 4 exons.